AAAAGUUGUGACCUUGAUGAAUUCACAGCCUCCAUUUCCGUGUGAGCCAACAUGCCCUUGAAGAGUAGAAGAAGGCAAGAAGACGAUCUUUUCGCCUCCAUUGUUUUCAGUUCCGUCUGAAGAGUCUCUCACAGGGAAACCAAAACCAUAACUUUAGCUACUGAGCUCCUCCGUCUCUAUCAGAGAAAUGAUGCGUCCACAGCAAAUCAGCAAACUUUCAAGUUCAGCAAGAUCCUUUUUUCUUAGUGGAUCUAGAUCAAGUGCAGCUGAUGGGAGUUCUUCUUCUUACGAUGACCCUUGUGUCUCAAGACGCCAGCAGCAACUUAGGAACGAAGCUGCACAGGCUGGGAAACUACCGUCCAGUAUUAAUGUCCGUAAGCCUCUUGUGGUGGAAAGCAUAUUACCAGGAGAGGCAGCAGAUAACAAACCGGUUGUUCUAAAGAAGGUUGAUGGUUCUGGUCGGCCAUCUCUGUUACCACAGGAUGUUUGCUCUUCUUCUCCUGCUUUGCCUAGUAAAUCAAACUCGGUUACUUAUGCAUCAACAGAAGCUUCUUCUUCUUCAGUACCUAUUGGGGAUCAGAUUUUCAGAGCCGGUGUUGCAGCGGUUAGUAUUUUGUCUGAUUUAGCCAACUUUAAGCUUCCUUCAUCUGAUGGAGGGAGUGAAGUGUUUGGACUAGGGAAGAGCUGUAUGGUGGAUCCAGCUCGGCCUAUCACAAGCGUCAAGUCUUCUAAUGUGAAGGUUAUAAGAAGAGAGGAGUUAGCCAAAGCUUACCCUAGACCAGCUGCAAAGGAGUCUUCAGUUGGUAAGACAAGAAAUCACAGUAGCAACUUCCGAGGAGGGGCUGCUAAGGAAUCAGGAUUUGUUAGAGGAUUCAAACAAGUCUCAGUGCAGAAACGGUAUCAUCACGCAUCUGGCAAGAGGACAAGCAUGUUGCAAAGACACAACAACAUUGAUUCAAACAGGUUUGUGCCAAACGAAAUGAUGAAAGUAGCUUCAGGGUCUGCUCUGACAUCAUCAAGGCAGUAUUGUAAUACGGGACAAGCUCUGACAUCAUCAAGGCAGUAUUGUAAUGUCAAAGAGGUGGAAAACGUUUCCAGCAUUUUGAAAACAUUCAGGUGGGGCCCUGCUGCUGAAGAGGCCCUUGAGAAUCUCCGGCUAACGAUGGGUCCAUACCAAGCAAACCAAGUUCUCAAGAAGAUGAAUGACUAUGGAAACGCUCUUGGUUUCUUCUACUGGCUUAAAAGGCAACCUAAGUUUAAGCAUGAUGAGCACACUUACACCACUAUGGUUGGCAACCUCGGCCGUGCUAAACAGUUUUGCGCGAUAAACACGCUUCUAGAUGAGAUGGUUAGAGAUGGAUGUCGGCCAAAUACGGUCACGUAUAACAGACUUAUCCACAGCUAUGGCCGUGCUAAUUAUCUUAAUGAAGCUAUGGAUGUGUUCAAUCAAAUGCAAGCGGCUGGAUGCAGACCUGACCGUGUAACGUACUGUACUCUUAUUGACAUUCAUGCCAAGGCUGGGUUUCUCGAUAUUGCCAUGGAUAUGCACCAGAGAAUGGAAGCAGCAGGUAUUUCAACUGACACUUUCACUUACAGUGUCAUCAUAAACUGUCUUGGGAAAGCUGGACAUUUACCCGCUGCGCACAAGCUCUUUUGUGAGAUGGUUGAUCAGGGCUGUACACCUAACUUGGUGACCUACAACAUCAUGAUAGACUUGCAUGCCAAAGCGAGAAACUACCAGAGCGCGUUGAGGCUUUACCGUGACAUGCAAAACGCUGGGUUUAAGCCUGACAAAGUGACGUAUAGCAUUGUGAUGGAGGUGCUUGGACACUGUGGGUAUCUAGAGGAAGCAGAGGCUGUUUUCACUGAGAUGCAGCAGCAUAAUUGGAUUCCUGACGAGCCGGUUUAUGGUCUUUUGGUUGAUUUGUGGGGGAAAGCUGGUAAUGUGGAAAAGGCGUGGUACUGGUACCAAGCAAUGCUUCAUGCUGGUUUGCUACCUAAUGUUCCUACUUGCAAUUCUCUUCUUAGUACCUUCCUUAGGGUUAACAAGAUAGCGGAAGCGUAUGAGUUGUUACAGAACAUGCUUGCCCUUGGUCUACGCCCUUCUUUGCAGACAUACACGUUACUCUUGAGUUGUUGCACAGAUGGUCGGUCAAAACUUGAUAUGGGUUACUGUGGUCAGCUAAUGGCAAGCACGGGUCAUCCAGCACACAUGUUUCUCCUCAAGAUGCCAUCUGCAGGCCCUGAUGGGCAAAACGUGCGUGAUCAUGUGAACAACUUCUUGGAUCUGAUGCACAGCGAAGACAGAGAGAGCAAGCGAGGACUGGUGGACGCGGUGGUUGACUUUCUACACAAGUCAGGGCAGAAAGAAGAGGCGGGGUCUGUUUGGGAAGUUGCAGCACAGAAGAACGUUUUCCCUGAUGCGUUAAGGGAGAAAAGCAGCAGCUACUGGCUUAUCAAUCUCCAUGUAAUGUCAGAAGGAACUGCAGUAACCGCUUUGUCUAGGACGCUUGGUUGGUUCCGUAAGCAGAUGCUAGUCUCCGGAACCUGUCCUUCUCGGAUUGAUAUAGUAACUGGCUGGGGAAGACGUAGCAGAGUGACCGGUACAUCAAUGGUGAGACAAGCAGUUGAAGAGCUGCUCAACAUGUUUGGUUCACCGUUUUUCACGGAGAGUGGAAACUCAGGUUGUUUCGUUGGGUGUGGUGAGCCUCUGAACAGGUGGUUGCUGCAGUCUUAUGUUGAGAGGAUGCAUUUGAUGUGAGUGUUGUUUGUUUCUCAUUUUUAGGGUUUUAUCUUUCUCUUUUGUCCGAUUGCAUUUUAUUUAUUGUUUAGCUUUGUAAGUCAUAAGUUAAGGUUAGGGAUAAUACUUAUCUCUCUCCAGUCAUUUGUAUCUUCCUCUUGCAAUAAUAUAUCUGAGUUUAAAUGUGUUUUAACGAA
Molecule: messenger RNA, 2937 nt
Organism: Raphanus sativus (radish)
Lineage: Eukaryota; Viridiplantae; Streptophyta; Magnoliopsida; Brassicales; Brassicaceae
Product: pentatricopeptide repeat-containing protein At1g18900
Exons: 2
Coding region: 188-2761 (857 amino acids)
Molecular function (GO): protein binding
Source: RefSeq, a predicted model, not a curated record